Molecule: messenger RNA, 1117 nt
Organism: Prosopis cineraria
Lineage: Eukaryota; Viridiplantae; Streptophyta; Magnoliopsida; Fabales; Fabaceae
Product: olee1-like protein
Exons: 1
Coding region: 478-978 (166 amino acids)
Source: RefSeq, a predicted model, not a curated record
UGCAAACCUGGCUCCGCAGUGAGGCAUUCGAAUUUAGAAUGAGGAACACAACAGGUAAACAAAACACAAUAAUUCACCAAGAUUUGAAAAAUCCUAAAGCAUUCUCCAACAAACUUGCAGAAAUCUCAUCCCAAACUAGAUUAUUAUUGUUUGUUAUUACUCAUUUGUCAUAAUUCUUACCACUCUACUGCCACCCUUCAUUACCUACAAAACAAUGCUUGAAUGUAAAUAUUCUGCCCAAACCAUUUAAAUUUUCAUUGUUGCCACAUACAAAAAGGAUCAUCUCUGAUGGUCAAUCGGAAAACAAGGGAAAACCCGAAGGAGGAGAGCCACACGGGAAUAACAAACACCAAGAUUAGGCAAACCUGUUGAGGUAUAAAAUGGCCGCAAUACGCCGGAGUUAUGGUCAGCCCGCCCUCUGCAUCAAAACCCCAUCCAAACGAAGAAACAAUAAAGGCAAGGAAUCAAUAAUCGGCAAUGGCAAAGUCAAGCACGAUCAUCAUCAUCCUUGCCUCUGCCCUUUGCCUGCUGUCCCUGGUAAAUCUGGGCGAGUGCCGCGAUCGAUUCUUCGUGGAGGGUUCCGUCUACUGCGACACUUGCCGGGCUCAAUUCAUGACCCGCCUCAGUCGCUUCAUGGCGGGUGCGACGGUGAGGUUGGAAUGCCGGGAAGUAGAGAGCGGGAAGGUGACGCUGAGCAAAGAGGCAGUGACGGACGGUUCGGGUGGGUACAGUGUGGAGAUAGAAGGAGAUCACGAAGACGAGUCAUGCGAGGUGGUUCUCGCCAGAAGCAGCGAUCCGGAGUGCGGCGAGAUUCAGGGAUCGUCCUUCCUAAACCAGGCAGCUAGGGUUAGCGUGACCCGCAACAACGGCAUCGUUUCACCGGUUCGAACCGCCAACCCUCUCGGCUUCCUCCGCAAGCAACCGCUUCCUGAAUGCGGCGCCGUUUUGCAUGAGCUUGAACUCGACUCCUUGACUUAAUUUAAUUCAUUUAAUUAUCAUCCCCUUUUUCCCCCCACUAAUUUCUACAGGAGGGGGGCUCUAUUCCCUCAUUCUCAUAUCUUAUUAAUUUCAUAUGUGAUUCCCAUGACCUCAUUAUCAACAGUAAUCUUUGCAAUCA